ACGUACAAGUGCUCUCCUGCAUUCAGAUCAGAUAAUACCGGAGUGGCAGAAUCUCGUCUCUCCAAGGAUCUAAGAGCAUCAAAUCGCAGUUCCCUUCAGUUUCCGUCGCCGUGGCCUCAGGGUGGUCCGUUCCUAGACGGACAUGCGACAGCCGCCGUGCCUCGCGGCCUCGGGAUCGACGAUCCUUAGAGCCUCAUUGGCUUCGUUACUAGCACUCGCGGUCUUCUGCUUCUAUUGGUUCCCAUUCAACCACCCGUCCAGCCAGAUACUAGACUCCGCAACCCUAAUUUCCUCCCAGGAGAAAACUCAAGUGCCUCUUUCAGACGACGCCAAGCCGACUGAAAAGGGCUCGCAGAAACAGCCUGAGGUCGCUCAGGCGGUUACAACAGACUGCGAUCUGUACGAGGGCCAAUGGGUGAGGGACACGUCACGGCCUCGCUAUUAUCGCGGGGAGGAGUGCGCGUGGUUGAGAUACUGGGAGCAGUACCAGUGCCACCGCACGCACAGAGCGCGCAGCAGGGAGGGAAGGGGGACGGAAAACGGGCAUGGGGCUGAUGGGAGUGGAAAGCGGCGGGAGCGGCGGCAACAAGAGAAUUCAGCGGGGUCGAGUGGAUCUAGAGACGUAGGGGAUGAAAAUUCCCGAGUCGCUCGUAGUUGGAGCGAGCAGGAACAGCGGCGGGAAGGGCAGGAGGAGGAGCCAGAGGAGGAGCAGGAGUGGGGGCAGGAGGGGGAGCUGUAUCGCAGCUUUGGGUAUGAGGAAUACCGAUGGCAGCCUGGAGGGUGCUCGCUGCCUGCUUUCCAUGCAGCCGGUUUUCUCAGCAGGUUGCGGCAUCGCACCAUUGUGUUCGCAGGCGACUCUCUCAGCCAGCAGCAGUUCCUCUCCCUCCUCUGCCUCCUCGCCCCCGCCCCCCGCUUCAUCCCCCUCCCCUCCCCCCCUCCGCCUCACCUCCCCGUCCUUUCUCCCUCCUCCCCUCUCUCUCAGCCAUCCGACCUGAAAGGGCCUCGUGCCUCUGAAUCCGACCCGUCUCAGCCACAACAACCCCUUGAUGCCGCCAUUGGUGCAACCCUUGGUGCGGCUCAUAAUGCCACUCCUGCCGAGCACCCCGGUUCCUCUGGAGCAGCACAGGGAGCAGCACAGGGAGCAGCAGAGGGAGCAGGGGCGGUGGCGGUGGUGGCGGUGGGGCAGCUGUUCAACCUGACGUGGGCGAGGCGGCCCACAGCGGGCACGGAGAGGGGCGCCGCCUUCUGGUUGCCGCACGCCAACCUCACAGUGCUGCAGCGCACCGCCAACUGGCUCGUGCACGUGGAGCGCGCGGAGACGGGCGUGGAGAGGGGCGAGAGCAGCAGAGGACACGAGGGUGGACCUGCCGGUAGCAGCGGUUAUGGGGGCAGCGGGGGUGACACCAGCAAGAGUACGGACAGCAGCAGAAGCAGCAGCAGCAGCGGUGGCAGUGGCAGUGGCAGUGGCAGUGGCAGUGGCAGUGGCAGUGGCAGUGGCAGUGAGCGCAGCAGCACGGCAGCAGCGGCAGGGCAGUACAAGCGCAUACUCCACGCGUACCGCCUGGAUGCCUUCCUGCAGCAACACCUCAUGCGAUUCGACCUCCUCGUGCUCAGCACCGGGCCCCACUGGACCAAGGACAGCUUUCAGCGCUACAAGCUCGCCAUCCAAACAUCUCCCACCAGCCGCCCAGCCCUGCUGUCCGCCGCCCAAUCAGAAAACGCCACGCUGUACUCUGUGUUGCGACAGGCAGCCCUGACAACUGUCAUGGGCGGGAUAGCGUCUGCUAUAGCCACAAGGCGUGGUGCAGGCCUCGCUGCUCGCACUGGCACACGACCCACCAGUCAAAAACAAGAACCAGGGGAUUCUCGCGUGCCGCAGAGCGCCAGCACGGAACCUGCUGUGCAAGGCUCCCCCUAUGGCAUGGGCGACCCAGCCAUGAGCGCCUCAGCACAUGCAAGUGACCCUCACAUGGGCCCGUCCCUGGUGCUGCUGCGCACGCUGUCCCCGUCGCACUUCACUGCUGGCACAUGGAGCUCAGGGGGGCGAUGCGACAGGUUCCAGGACCCGUUGCCAGCAGCCGAUGCAUGUGCGGGGACUGGGCAAUGCAGGGACACAGCAGCAGAGGAAGCCAUCCGUGCAGCAGCACGGGUGGUGAGAGCAGUGGCAGCAGAUGGUGCAGAGGCCGCAGGAGCAGAGGCUGCAGGAGCAGCAGCCGCAGGAGCAGAGGCUGCAGGAGCAGCGGCCGCAGGAGCAGAGCCAGCAGCAUCAACAGUUGUUGAAGGGAUGGGGCUAACAAAUACUCUGAAGGGAGUUAAGGGAGCAGCAGAGGGUGCAUCGGGCCAUUCCGUGACGUGGUUACGCUUGCUGAACGUCUCCUUCCUUUCUGCUCUGAGGGCUGAUGCACACGUGGCCUCUUUCUACACCUACCGCAAACCACCAAAACAGAAACUUGAAGAGUUUAGAACCAACGGGACUGGAGCCAACUCCCAGUCAGGUACAGGGUCCAGCAGUGAGCAAUGGAGGAGCACACCUUCCCACCCAGCUGGGCUGUUAGGUGCCAAGUCUAAUGUUACAGGGGACGCCCUGGGGAAUCCGAGGGAGGGGUUGUUUGGUGAUCGAGUGAGGAUGAUUGUGCAAGACUGUGUGCACUGGUGCCUACCCAGUGUGCCUGACACGUGGAACGAGUUGAUGUAUGCUGAGAUCAUUCGUUCUGUUGGAAAUAUCUCAAGGACUUAAGCGUUUCUGAAGUGUAACACUGUACUCGAGGAAGAUUACAGGGGAGCACGCGAGUCAACGGAGGUUACACGAGGGGGCGGACAAAGAAUACGAAAGGACCCGAAAGGUCGCAACUGGAGGUUGCGACUGACCGUUACAACAUCACGGAUGUGUAACACUGUACUCGAGGAAGAUUACAGGGGAGCACGCGAGUCAACGGAGGUUACACGAGGGGGCGGACAAAGAAUACGAAAGGACCCGAAAGGUCGCAACUGGAGGUUGCGACUGACCGUUACAACAUCACGGAUGUACAAGGGUUCAACUGCCUCAACUUCCGCUGCACUACUCCAAGUCUCAAGUCUCUACAGCUGGGACUUAGUCUCUGCAAAAGAUCCUAAGGGCUUUUCUCA
Molecule: messenger RNA, 3126 nt
Organism: Closterium sp. NIES-67
Lineage: Eukaryota; Viridiplantae; Streptophyta; Zygnematophyceae; Desmidiales; Closteriaceae
Source: the annotation of a GenBank genome assembly